Messenger RNA from Cuscuta campestris, 626 nucleotides. The record is from the annotation of a GenBank genome assembly. NCBI's taxonomy places the organism in Eukaryota, Viridiplantae, Streptophyta, Magnoliopsida, Solanales, Convolvulaceae.
GUGAACCGAAGUUUGAGGAGAGGCAAAGCUAAAGCCACCUCCGACGGUUCGACCUCACGCGUUUCUCGAGGAAGACACUCCGUCUCUUCCUUUCCUACUAUCCCCGAUCACUUAAUUGGGGACGCUAUGACGGAUGAAGAAUUCGACCAGAUUUAUUCUGGUAGAGGGGAAGGAAAUCUCCCCACUCUUGAUAGUGUAUUCGAAGAUCUUGAUGAAGCACAUCUGGAUAAUCUGGACGGGGACGAGGAGCCUACACCGCAGAGCAACGACGUCGGCGUGGAGGCAGGUGAGCCCGAGACCUCUCGAGGUCCGGAUAAAGGUAAAAAAAAUAUAAAUCAGAUUUAUUUGUUUAUCAUUUUGACAAAGACACAAAAGAUGGCGUAGUUUAUGUGGAUUUUGACGUGCUCGGAUGGUGGAAGCGGAACGAACACAUGUUCCCAUGUCUCGGCAUGCUAGCAAGACAAGUGUUAUCCGUUCCGGUAUCAACCGUAGCAGUUGAACGAGAAUUCAGUGCUGGCGGCAACAUUCUAACCGACUUUCGAAGUUGUCUUAGCGCUGAAUCUCUUGAAACACUUGUUUGCAACCAAGAUUGGCUCUUGGCAAGACGUCGAGCUCAAGACUCAACG